CGGGUCAGGUGUUCAAGCACAGCGCGCGGUCUGCACUUCAGCCCCGCGGCCUGAGCCCGCGCUCGCUGUGGCCUGUACCUUCCGUCAUGUUCCCGGCCGUCUCCUCUCCGCGGACCCCGGGGCCCGGAGCCCGAAGGGGCCCGCUGGGCGGAGUCGGGCCGGGCUCCACGCCCCGGACGACCAGCAGGAAGGGUCUGGGCCUGGGGUCUUCGGUCAGCUCCCCGGUGCUCUUCUCGCCGGCCGGCCGGCGUAGCUCGCUGAGCUCGCGAGGAACACCUACACGAAUAUUCCUGCACCACUCCAUAACUGAGUCUGUGAACUAUGAUGUGAAAACGUUUGGAUCUUCUCUCCCUGUUAAAGUCAUGGAAGCCUUAACGUUGGCUGAAGUUGAUGAUCAGCUGACUGUUCACAUAGAUGAAGGUGGAUGGGUUUGUCUGGUCUGCAAGGAGAAACUCAUUAUUUGGAAGAUUGCUCUGUCACCUGUUUCCAAGUUAUCAGUUUGCAAAGAACUUCAGUUGCCACCUAGUGAUUUCCACUGGAGUGCCAACUUGGUGGCUCUCUCUUACUCUGCUACCUCAGCUGAAACACAUUCUACUCAGGCUGUUGCUGUCAUGGUUGCCACCAGAGAAGGAUCCAUCCGCUAUUGGCCAAGCCUUGCGAGUGAAGACACCUACACAGAGACUUUUGUAGAUCCGGGAGGUGACAAGACUUACAGUUUCCUAACAGCAGUGCAGGGAGGAAGUUUUAUUUUAUCCUCAUCGGGAGGCCAGCUGAUUCGCCUGAUACCCGAAAGUGUUGGAAAAAUUCAUCAGCAUAUCCUGCCUCAAGGGCAAGGCGUGCUUUCAGGAAUUGGUCGGAAGGUUUCUUCUCUUUUGGGAAUUUUAUCUCCUAGUAGUGAUCUCAUACUUUCAAGUGUCCUUUGGGAUAGAGAGAGAUCUAGCUUUUAUAGCCUGACAAGUUCAAACAUCAGUAAAUGGGAAUUAGAUGAUUCUUCAGAAAAGCAAGCACAUAGUUGGGAUAUAAAUAGAGUCCUGAAGGAAAACAUUAUUGAUGCUAUUUGGGGAUCUGAAAGCAACUAUGAAGCUAUUAAAGAAGGAGUCAACAUUCGGUAUUUGGAUUUGAAGCAAAACUGUGAUGGGCUUCUGAUUUUGGCAGCAGCGUGGCAUCUGUCAGACAAGCCCUGUCUCGUCUAUUACUCACUGAUAACAGUAGAAGAUAACGGCUACCAAAUGUCAGAUGCAGUAACCGUGGAAGUCACUCAGUAUAAUCCACCUUUUCAGUCUGAAGACUUGAUUGUAUGUCGGUUGAUGGUGCCAAACUUUUCAAACCAGACUGCCUAUCUCUAUACUGAAAGUGCUGUCUACGUGUGCUCCACAGGAACUGGGAAGUUUUCUCUUCCUCGGGAGAAAAUUGUCUUUAAUACACAAGGUGAUAGUAUUUUAGGAGCUGGUUCCUGUGGGGACGUUCCUAUCCUUUUUUCUAGAAACAGUGGAUUGGUGUCUAUCACUUCAAGGGAAAAUGUGUCCAUAUUAGCAGAAGACCUUGAAGAUUCCCUAGCAUCUUCAGUUGCUGGACCAGGCAGUGAGAGUGUGGUUUUUGACACCUCUACCAAGAAUGAAACUAUUGCCCAGGAAGAUAAAACCAAAUUGCUGAAAGCUGCUUUUCUGCAAUACUGCAGAAAAGAUUUAGGUCAUGCUCAAAUGAUAGUUGAUGAGCUGUUUUCCUCUCACUCUGAUUUGGAUUCUGAUUGUGAACUAGACAGAGCCGUUACCCAAAUUAGCGUGGACCUGGUGGAUGACUACCCAGCUUCUGAUCCACGGUGGGCUGAGUCUGUCCCCGAGGAAGCACCUGGGUUCAGCAAUACAUCCUUGAUUAUUCUCCACCAGCUUGAAGACAAGAUGAAAGCCCAUUCUUUCCUUAUGGACUUCAUUCACCAAGUCGGCUUGUUUGGACGUCUCGGCACUUUUCCAGUGAGAGGGCUGCCGAUGGCCACGCGGCUGCUGCUCUGUGAGCACGCCGAGAAGCUGGCUGCCGCCAUCGUCCUCAAGAACCACCACUCGAGACUUUCCGACCUUGUGAACACGGCGAUACUGAUGGCUUUGAACAAGAGGGACUGUGACAUCCCAUCCAACCUGACCCCUGCAGAUGUCUUCUUCAGAGAGGUAUCCCAGGUAGAUACCAUCUGUGAGUGUUUACUGGAGCACGAAGAGCAAGUCUUGAAGGACACAUCCUUGGAAUCAGUUGAAUGGGCAGAAGUGGUGAUCAACGUGAACAGUAUUCUCAAGGACAUGCUGCAAGCUGCUAGUCAUUAUCGACAAAACAGAAACUCCUUGUAUAAAAGAGAAGGGCCACUGGAAAAAGAACCUGAGUAUAUUCCAUGGACAGCAACGAGUGGUCCUGCCGGCAUCCGCACAGUAAUAGUGCGCCAGCAUGGGAUUGUCCUGAAAAUGGUUUAUCCUCAGGCAGACAGCAACCUCCGAAACAUUCUGACAGAGCAACUGGUAGCACUGAUUGAUUGCUUCCUGGAUGGUUACGUUUCUCAGCUCAAGUCUGUGGACAAAUCCAGUGAUCAAGAAAGAUACAACAAUCUAGAAAUGGAAUACCUGCAGAAAAGAUCAGAUCUCUUAUCUCCGCUUCUCACACUAGGCCAAUACCCUUGGGCUGCUUCAUUAGCAGAAAAAUACUGUGACUUUGACAUCUUAGUACAAAUGUGCGAGCAGACUGACAACCAGACUAGACUGCAACGCUACAUGACCCAGUUUGCUGAUCAGAAUUUUUCCGACUUUCUCUUCCGUUGGUAUCUGGAGAAAGGAAAGCGAGGCAAGUUAUUAUCUCAGCCCGUUUCUCAGCACGGACAGUUGGCGAAUUUUUUGCAAGCUCAUGAACAUCUGAGCUGGUUACACGAAAUUAACAGCCAAGAAUUAGAAAAGGCUCAUGCAACACUGCUAGGUUUGGCAAAUAUGGAAACUCGUUACUUUGCAAAGAAAAAAACCCUUCUUGGCUUGAGCAAAUUGGCUGCAUUAGCUUCAGACUUUUCAGAAGAUAUACUGCAAGAAAAAAUUGAAGAAAUGGCUGAGCAGGAGCGCUUUCUGCUGCACCAGGAGACCCUGCCUGAACAGCUGUUGGCCGAGAAACAGCUGAGUCUCAGUGCCAUGCCGGUACUGACCGCUCCGCAGCUCAUCGGCCUGUAUAUCUGUGAAGAAAACAGGAGAGCUAAUGAGUAUGAUUUCAAGAAAGCUUUGGACUUGCUGGAGUAUAUUGACGAGGAGGAAGAUGUAAAUAUAAAUGAUCUAAAACUGGAGAUCCUUUGCAAAGCUCUUCAGAGAGAUAACUGGUCCAAUUCAGAUGGUAAAGAUGAUCCAAUCGAAGUAUCUAAAGACAGUAUAUUUGUGAAAAUCUUACAGAAACUUUUAAAAGAUGUUUAUUUUUCAGAUGAGAAAAUUGUACAUACUGUUUUGUGACUAUACAGAGGCUCGUUGGCUUUCCAGCUCAGUAGAGGACUGGUGAAGACAUGGUUCUUCCCCUCACCAGUCAUAGAGAGAAACUGUGAUAUGUUUGGAGAUACUGUAGAUAGCUUUCACAGCAGUGUUUCUACUACAUUAUUUCCUGAAUAGGAGAAUAUAGAAUUGUUUGGAAGACUUUUCUUCUUUUUCUUUUUUCUUUUUGUUGUUAUUCUUGAAGAAUUUUAUAUGUAUUUUCAAAAAUAAACUUGAAAUACAAAAUAAAGUUGAUCAACUUCAGGGAAAAUAUAUAUUACCAAAGUUGACUCUAGAAAUUAAUUUUUUAAAAAUUAAGCAGUCCAAUCAGCCUAGGAAAAAAAACAUUAAUAGCCAAUUCUCAAGUAAGCACCUCUGCAGUCUAGCAUUCCUGGAGUGUGGGAAGACCACCCAACCAAGGAAAAUAGUGGAUUUUUGAUCUGGGGGACAGGUAAAUGUCUGAAAGUCUUAUAAGAAGAUACAGUACAACUUUAUUUGUCUUCCUUGAUAAUUCAGAUUCCUGUCUUUAAAAUUUUACAGAUGGAUUAUAAGCAAUCUUUCACUGAUACCUUCUACCUCUUUUAUUAUGUAGCUGCUUAGAAUGCUGUUUGCUUGGGCUUGAAAUAUUUGUUUUCAAGUGAUUAUUAGUUUAAAACUUCCACACCAAAGGAAUGGCUUAAGCUGUGGAGAAAAAUGGAAAUAUUUCAGAUCCUAUUAAAGACUUUAAAUAGAGUGGCUGUUUUGACCACUAGGGGGAAGAGCAGUCACGCAGCUCCUGCUAAGUAAAGAAUGUCAUAUUGUCAGGCCUGCAAGUAUGCUUGGCAUUUGGAAGGAAUUUAGAACAGAGUAUUUCCCAAUAGCAGAGUGACGUUAUAUUUUAAAUGGAAGCACAGGUGUUUUUAUCAUCAGUCAUCUUAAUUCGUUUGAGAGUUAUGUGAAAAUAAAAAACAA
Messenger RNA from Hippopotamus amphibius kiboko, 4427 nucleotides. RefSeq names its product nucleoporin 133 (gene NUP133). The record is from RefSeq and is a predicted model, not a curated record. NCBI's taxonomy places the organism in Eukaryota, Metazoa, Chordata, Mammalia, Artiodactyla, Hippopotamidae. Bases 87 to 3461 code for a protein of 1124 amino acids. Gene Ontology annotation, molecular function: structural constituent of nuclear pore; protein binding. Gene Ontology annotation, biological process: transcription-dependent tethering of RNA polymerase II gene DNA at nuclear periphery; protein import into nucleus; poly(A)+ mRNA export from nucleus. The transcript is spliced from 26 exons. Gene Ontology annotation, cellular component: nuclear pore outer ring.